Purpureocillium lilacinum is the source of this 504-nucleotide messenger RNA. RefSeq lists its product as uncharacterized. NCBI's taxonomy places the organism in Eukaryota, Fungi, Ascomycota, Sordariomycetes, Hypocreales, Ophiocordycipitaceae. The record is from RefSeq and is a predicted model, not a curated record.
AUGUCACUCUCCCUACGAAGCGCCGCCGCCCUCGGCCGCCACGUCCUCGCCCCCCGCCGACCGGUCACCAGAACUACCGCCGCCGCUGCCGCCUCUUCUUCUUCCUCAGCCGCCGCCGUCGCGCGCCAAUACCACACGACCCCCCGCCGGGCGCUGCCCUACAAGGACUCGCAGGACCGCGAGACGCUGCGGCCGCGCACGGCGGAGCACACGGCGACGGGCCGCGACGACGACGUGGCCGGGGCGCACCCGGACGCGGCCUUCAACCCGAGCAAGACGCGGCCCGAGACGGAGCGGCGCACCGCGGCGGCGGAGGAAGAGAAGCAGAACGGCGGCAAGGGGGGCAAGAGCGCGGUGGAGGGCUCGGCUGCGAACCAGGAGCUCAGCAAGCCGCGCGGCGAUGAGCGUUCGGACGCGGACCGGGGAGCUGGGCGGGAGGUGCGCAAGGGAGGGAGGAGCGGCGCGGGGAGUCCGCCGAAGAAGGGCGAGGUUGGCCGUGGGUGA